Penicillium samsonianum is the source of this 912-nucleotide messenger RNA. RefSeq names its product alpha/beta hydrolase. The record is from RefSeq and is a predicted model, not a curated record. The transcript has 2 exons. Bases 1 to 912 code for a protein of 303 amino acids. NCBI's taxonomy places the organism in Eukaryota, Fungi, Ascomycota, Eurotiomycetes, Eurotiales, Aspergillaceae.
AUGUCUCAACAAGAUGUCGAUUUCAAGACUAUCGAUGGUCUCACUCUUCGAGGUCGAAUGUAUAUCGCCUCGAAUCGAGGACCUGGUAUUGUUAUGAGUCCCGGGUUCAAUGGUGUGAAAGAGAUGGUGGGCUUGCCUAACGUGGCUCUAGCCUUUCAGCAGUCCGGAAUCACAGUGCUCAUGUAUGACCCACGAACCACUGGGCUUAGCGAUGGCGAGCCGCGCAACAACAUCGACCCCUUCACGCAGAUAGACGACUAUUCGGAUGCGCUGAGCUUUCUGGCUGCUCAUCCCAUGGUGGAUCAGGCCCGCAUGGGGAUUUGGGGCAUGUCUCUUUCUGGGGCUGUGGCACUAGCCUGUGCAGCAGUUGACCCACGCGCCCGCUUCGUCGUCGCCGUCUGUCCAGCUUCGGAGUAUUCUUUCGCACAGGCCAAGAUACCCAGCGUACUUGGCAAGAUUGCGAAAGAUCGGGAGUCCCAACUAAAGGGGAACACUCCGUUCUAUCUCCCGAUGCUCAACAGAGCGGGCGAGAAUCCGGCUGGGUUCAAUCUGGGCAUUGACAAGGACGCCGCUCUGCGCAUCGUCAGCGCACAGGAUGAUAAUAUCCCCACUCGCCAAGCAUUGGCUGCCAAUCAUGUCAAUAGUACGACCAUCCAGUCUUAUCGCAAGCUCCUAAUGUGGAGUCCAGCUCCGAUUUACAGGCAUCUGGCUGUGCCGGUGAUGUUUGUGGUCCCGGCGUUGGAUCAGCUCAUCCCUGCUGCAGGACAACAGGAGACGUUCGAGAGUCUCCCGGGAACCAGGAACCAAAUCCACGUGGAACAUGGAAUAGGCCACAUGGAUGUUCUUGAGGGGGAGCAUUUGCCGGAUUUGAUGAAGCGGAAGUUGUUGUUCAUCCAGGGGGUUGUAGGCUAG